Molecule: messenger RNA, 1478 nt
Organism: Vigna umbellata (rice bean)
Lineage: Eukaryota; Viridiplantae; Streptophyta; Magnoliopsida; Fabales; Fabaceae
Product: putative aspartic proteinase GIP2
Biological process (GO): proteolysis
Cellular component (GO): extracellular region; cell wall; plasma membrane
Molecular function (GO): aspartic-type endopeptidase activity
Source: RefSeq, a predicted model, not a curated record
CACUUAUCUUCAACUUCAUUUCUAUUUCAGUUGUCAUACACAGCCAUGGCUAAUACUCCCAACAUUCUGCGUCUCAUCUCUCUCUUCCAACUUUUCUUCAUUGCACCCUCUUUCGCUCAGCAAUCUUUCAGACCCAAAGCCCUCGUUGUCCCCGUUACAAAACAUGCAUCAACUCUUCAAUACGUAACUCAAAUCAACCAAAGAACUCCCCUUGUCCCACUAAACCUUGUGCUUGACAUCGGAGGCCAAUUCCUCUGGGUCGACUGCGACACCAAUUACGUCUCCUCCACUUACCGCCCUGCACGGUGCCGCUCCGCCCAGUGCUCCCUCGCCAGAUCCACCUCCUGCGGGGACUGCUUUUCCGCCCCCAGACCCGGCUGCAACAACAACACGUGCGGCCUCACGCCGGACAACACCAUCACCCACACCGCUACCUCCGGCGAGCUUGCUGAAGAUACCGUCUCCCUCCAAUCCACCAACGGCUUCAACCCGGGACGAAACGUCACCGUUUCCCGCUUCCUCUUCUCCUGCGCCUCCACCUUCUUACUCCAAGGUCUCGCCACUGGAGUCUCCGGCAUGGCAGGUCUCGGCAGGACGAAAAUCGCACUUCCCUCACAGUUCGCUUCCGCGUUCAGCUUCCACAGGAAAUUCGCCGUCUGCCUCUCCUCUUCCAAAGGCGUCGCUUUCUUCGGCGACGGCCCUUACGUUCUACUCCCCAACAUCGACGCCGCUCAGUUACUCACCUUCACCCCUCUGUUAGUCAACCCCGUCAGCACCGCAUCCGCUUUCUCCCAGGGAGAACCCUCCGCCGAGUAUUUCAUCGGCGUGAAAUCCAUCAGAAUCGACGAAAAAGCCGUGCCCCUUAACACGACUUUGCUAUCCAUAAACAGCGAAGGCGUUGGCGGAACCAAGAUCAGUUCCGUUAACCCCUACACCGUGUUGGAGGCUUCGAUCUUCAAAGCAGUGACGGAAGCUUUUGUAAAAGCGUCUGCUGCGAGGAAUAUAACGAGGGUGGCUGGUGUGGCACCGUUUGAAGUGUGUUUCAGCAGUGAGAACGUGGUGGGCACUCGGUUAGGGGCGUCGGUGCCAACCAUUGAACUUGUUCUCCACAACCAGAAGACGAUUUGGAGAAUUUUCGGAGCGAACUCGAUGGUGAGUGUGAGCGAUGAGGUACUUUGUCUCGGGUUUGUGAAUGGUGGUGAGAAGCCGAGCACUUCGAUUGUGAUUGGUGGGUAUCAACUUGAGAAUAAUCUCUUGCAGUUCGAUUUGGCCGCUUCAAGGUUGGGUUUCAGUUCUUUGCUCUUUGGAAGCCGAACUACAUGCGCAAACUUCAACUUUACCUCCACUGUCUAAAAGAAACCUUUCUAUAACUACCAUUAUCUCAUUUUCAUCCAUAAUAAAUGCUAGCUGUUGAAUUUGAGUAUGCAUAGUUUCGUGUAGACAGCUAUAAGUUUGAACAUUUUAUUUAGAUUUUUUCU